Messenger RNA from Candidozyma haemuli, 924 nucleotides. RefSeq names its product Mir1p (gene MIR1). Gene Ontology annotation, cellular component: mitochondrial inner membrane. The transcript has a single exon. Gene Ontology annotation, biological process: mitochondrial phosphate ion transmembrane transport. Bases 1 to 924 code for a protein of 307 amino acids. The record is from RefSeq and is a predicted model, not a curated record. NCBI's taxonomy places the organism in Eukaryota, Fungi, Ascomycota, Pichiomycetes, Serinales, Metschnikowiaceae. Gene Ontology annotation, molecular function: phosphate transmembrane transporter activity.
AUGGCCACCAAGUCUGAGUACAAGCUCCCAAACUACACCGUCGGUGACUAUGCAUCUUUCGCCCUUGCCGGUGCUAUGGGCUGUGGUAUCACCCACGGUGCCAUGACUCCAAUUGAUGUCGUUAAGACCAGAAUCCAAUUGGAGCCAACUGUCUACAACAAGGGUAUGAUCUCUUCUUUCAGACAGGUUAUCUCCAAGGAGGGUGCCUCUGCCCUUUUGACCGGUUUGGGUCCAACCGUCUUGGGUUACUCUUUGCAGGGUGCUUUCAAGUUCGGUGGUUACGAAUUGUUCAAGAAGACCUUCAUUGAGCAGUUGGGUUACGACACCGCCUCUAAGUACAAGAACACUGUUUUCAUGGGUUCUGCUGCUUUGGCCGAGUUCUUCGCUGACAUUGCUUUGUGUCCAUUGGAGGCCACCAGAAUUAGAUUGGUUUCUCAGCCAUCUUUCGCCAACGGUUUGGUUGGUGGUUUCGGUAGAAUCUUGAAGGAAGAGGGUGUUGGUUCUUUCUACAACGGUUUCACCCCAAUCUUGUUCAAGCAGAUUCCUUACAACAUUGCUAAGUUCUUGGUUUUCGAGAGAGCUGCUGAGGCUAUCUUCGGUUUCGUUGGCAAGCCAAGAAACGAGUUGUCCCAGGGUACUUUGACCUCUAUCAACUUGUCUGCUGGUAUCAUCGCCGGUUGCGCUGCCGCCAUUGUUUCCCAGCCAGCUGACACUUUGUUGUCUAAGGUUAACAAGACCAAGAAGGCUCCAGGCCAGUCUACCGUCGGUUUGUUGGCCCAGUUGGCCGGCCAGUUGGGUGUCCGUGGUUCUUUCGCCGGUUUGCCAACCAGAUUGGUCAUGGUCGGUACUUUGACCUCCUUGCAGUUCACCAUCUACGGCUCUUUGAAGGCUGCUUUGGGUUGUCCAAAGGGUGUUGAGUUGUAA